GUCAACGUAGCAUAUAUAUAUGUUAAGUUUCUAAUAUUUCUAUGCUGAUCAUUGUUAUUGUCAUCGUAUUCAACCUAGUCUGUAAACAAAACUCAACCUGCAGGCUUUUAAGUGUUUCAUUCUGCAAAGUUAGAAUUUCUUUCGCGCCCAACAUCUGGCUUUGUUCUCUUCCACUUGAUUCCUACAUGUUAGGAUUUCCGAGUGAAUCCUGUAAUGCAAUCCUCGCUCCCCGCAGAUCCUCCUAGCCUGUGCGACGUGCGCGUGCGCCGCCUCGGCCCAGAGGUACGAGGCCCUGGGCGUGCUGCAGCCGGCGAGGCCGACGGGCCUGGGCAAGCACGAGAAGAUGGUGACGGCGACCAUCGAAAUCCUGCCCGACAUUGCCAAGACCCUGAGGGAGCUGGCCAGCAGGAUGGCUCGCUCUCAGGACGACCCCUUCGACUCGCAGAACAUGUUGGAGAUCCUGAUGGCGUUCAUGCCCGUGACCCGCAGGAUCCUGUUCGCCGUGGCUAAGGCCGAGGGGCGGACUGUGUCCGAGGAGGAGCUGCAGAGGCUGGACCGCGCCGAGAAGAUGUUUCCCUCCGCCUUCAAGUUCAUGCUGAAGAUGCACGGGGGUGAGCUCUUCGGUAUCGAAAACCCCGACGCCGAGAGGACCCCGGCGGACAACACCGUCGCCCUCGCCGACACCAAAGUGAGCGGGUCCUUCGUCCAGAUGCCCCACGGGAGAGGGAUGUUCAUCCACCAUGGGUAGACGGGAGGCAAACGAAGGCACAGGAGUAGGAGGAGA
Penaeus monodon (black tiger shrimp) is the source of this 784-nucleotide messenger RNA. RefSeq lists its product as uncharacterized. The transcript has a single exon. The coding region runs from base 344 to 748 and encodes 134 amino acids. NCBI's taxonomy places the organism in Eukaryota, Metazoa, Arthropoda, Malacostraca, Decapoda, Penaeidae. The record is from RefSeq and is a predicted model, not a curated record.